Molecule: messenger RNA, 675 nt
Organism: Didymodactylos carnosus
Lineage: Eukaryota; Metazoa; Rotifera; Eurotatoria; Philodinida; Philodinidae
Source: the annotation of a GenBank genome assembly
AUGCCAAGUGAACGACCAGCAUCUCCGUUGAUUCUCUCAAUUGACAAUCUUGUUAAUAAAUCAUUAAAUGAAACAACAACAUCAUUAUCGUCCUAUUCAAUAGCAAUUGUACGAUUGAAUUCUCAAUGUGAAAAAUUAAAACAGCAAAUACAAACUUUAACGGGUCAAUUGGCUGAAAGUCAGACAAUGGAAAAACGUGCCAAAGAUGAAUGCGAUAAAUAUUUACAAAUUUAUGCACGCAACAAUGAACGUUUUAUUACGUUCGAACGAAAACAAUUAGCUCAAAUGAAAAAAAUUCUUAGUAUAUUAACGCCAGAACAACACAAAAUAUUAACCGAAAUAUCUUUACCAGCAGAUCCGACACAAACUAAAGGUGCAAGUGAUUUGCCAAAACGACGGGCAUUUACUAGUCCGUCAAUGGCUUUUACGAAUGCCUCAUUAUCACAAUCCGAAUCAUCAUCAUCAUUCCAAACAGCUAGUGAUAGUCAAGCUAAUGAGACAAGUUUAGCAGAAAGAAGCGUUCAAGAAGAUAACGAUAAUGAUGCCAAGUUACUUGCGGCCGGGUUUCACAAAUCCGAAACUGAUUGGGAAGAUUUGCUAUAUCAAAUGAGUUUAUUUAAUAUACGAUACAAAAAAAUUAGUGGUUUUCAUUUGAGUACAAAUGGCGGCGGUUGA